CUUUCUCUAUGAACCUGGAUAUUUUUCCAUACAGAUUUUACUUUUGUUAGCUUGCCUGUAUCACAGCAGGUCUUAUGGUUUGUUUUCACUUAUGGUUUGUUUAUGAUGAAAUAGAGAUUUAAAAGGUUUACACAAGGACAAUAUGAAUUCCUACUCUGAAAGUAUCGUAACCAUAACCCUGUCAAAAUAGCACUGACUCCAGCACUGCAUUAUAUAGAUAAGCAUCUCAGUGAAAUUUGAUAAUUUAAUUUUUGGAACCUAUAAUUUGACUAAUAUUCAAAUAAUUGCCCCCAAAUAAAAGUUGCACAUACCAACAAGGGCUCUGGCAUGCAAGAAAUGGUGACUGAACAGCUCACUAUUACUAUAUUAAACCAAGGUACAGACCAGAGAAAUCUAGAGUAGGUUGUCUGUGACUUGAAAUAAACAGAUAAAUGCAUCUUUUCACCUCAGCUAAUGCUAUCGUAGUUACAUCACAACAUGUAACUUCUUUAUCCUUGUACUCUUUAGCUUGAACAGAUGAUAAACAUGAUCAUUUUCAACUUUAUUUCAUGAAUGUAUUUCAUUCUGAGUUUGAGUUGACUUUCCUGUGCCUUUCUGCUCAAAUGCGUCUGAUUAAUCUCAGCACUUCACUUCUAGGUUUCUUUGGUUUGAUACAGCAGGAAAAACACCAAACCGUGCUGUCAUCAGUUUUCCAACCAUCCUAAGACUUCUAGUCUUCACUGGGUUAAAAUGUAAGACGCAGGGGAAACGCUGCCCUCUGUUGGAACAUCGACAUCAUUCAUCACACGGUUCCCCUAUGAGACUAUAUGACUUUUGAGAAAAGACUAGCGAGCCAAGAUAUAAUUUAAUAGCAUGCACUUUCCACUUCCUCCAGGGUAUCCCAUUAUGUGUCACUCUGCACAUUUCUUUUGCUGACCUACAGGCAAAUAAAGAAGAGUUACCCUCACUAGAAUCUUUUACAUUGUUAAAGAAACUUAUCUUUAUACAUUUUACUAAUUUUGGUCAAUUUGUUACUGGUAUUUUAUUAGUAAAUAUUGCAGAAGAAACUAAAGUUUCUCUUGAAUUUCUGGUUUAUUGAGCUGUUGUGAGGCCACAGCUCAUGCCAGAAAGAUGCCAAGUACAAAAAUUCUCCACUGGUCCAGUCUCAUCCUCAACUCUCUGCAGAAGGACCAUAAGAACAAGUCACAUCUGCCAGUACCAGGAAUGAACCAAACUUUAAAAGUUCAAAAUCCCUACAAGUAUUCCUGAAAUAGUAAAUAUACAGGCCUUGAAAGGACAUGAUGUGAGUAGGCCAUUCAAGCAGGACAGGCACACAUGCAGAAUGUAGCUAUUUAGAAGGGGUUCACAACCUUAUUUUUCCCCAGGAGGAUGGGCUGUCAUGAGAUGAGAUAAGGUAAAGACUGAAAGGGGUGGGCUGGGGUGAGAGUUUCAAUCCUGAAUCCACGUGUGCACUCUAGUGCUCUUUAAUAUACCUCCAAAAUAAACAUUUCAAGGCUUUGUGUAACUAAUAUAAGGAGAGUCAUCUGAGUGAUGAGAAGAGAACACACUUUUACUGUCUCAAUAGAUACUUCAAGUGUAUGCUUAUUUUUUAUUUUAAUACUAAAUCUGCUUCCUCAACUCUGAACCAUUUCUCUAGACACCAUGAAGUCUCUCCACAUUGUGCUUCUGCUGGUCUUUGGUCUCACUAUUGCUCAAGUCCAUGACAACAGGGCUCUGUGGGAACUAAGGGACAUGAUCAUCUGUGCAAACCCUGAUAGCAGGCCAAUCUUGGAUUACUCUGACUACGGCUGCUACUGUGGCUUUGGAGGCUACGGCACCCCUGUAGACGACCUGGACAGAUGCUGUCAGGUUCAUGACUAUUGCUACAAAGCAGCCAAGAUGCUCCCAAACUGCAACCCUUACCUAAAAUCCUAUUCCUAUAUAUGUGACAAGGCCAAUAAAACAGUCACCUGCCAAAGUAACAGUGAGUGCGGGAUGUUCGUCUGUGAGUGUGACAAGACAAUUGCUGAGUGCUUUGCUGUGAAUACAUAUAAUAAGGAGCACAAUCAUUUGCCAAAUGAAUACUUCGAAAAGGUGUACCAGCUGAGAGAUGAGUCUGAGUUGACCAUUCCACCCGACACCAUGAAGACCCUCCACUUUGUGCUGCUCUUGGCCAUUGGUCUCACUGUUGCUCAGGCGCUUGACUACAGGGCCCUGUGGCAGUUUAGGAGUAUGAUCAUCUGUGUAAAGCCUGACAGCUGGCCAGCCCUGGACUACGCUGACUAUGGCUGUUACUGUGGCAAGGGAGGCUCUGGCACCCCCGUCGACGAGCUGGACAGGUGCUGUGAAGUUCAUGACAGGUGCUACAGUGAUGCAAUGCAACAUGAUGCAUGUUGGCCAAUCUUGGACAACCCUUACACUGAGAUUUAUUCCUAUCAGUGUGACAAAGCUACCAAGACAAUCACCUGCAAGAGCAGCAAUAAGGAAUGUGAGAUGUUUAUCUGCGAGUGUGACCAGAAGGCUGCUGAGUGCUUUGCUGCAUCUGACUACAAUGAGGAGAACAAGCACCUGCCUAGUGACCGCUGCAAAUGAACAUCAGGGAACGUUCUGUGGAAGUUGUGCUCUGCUCUUCCACUGGACAAAUAGGUUAUUUUUAUAUUUUUCAUCUGAAUUUUAUCACAUAAGAUUCACCCCUGCUGAUUCAACAGGUGUGUCAAGUGUACACUUACUUUUUAUUCUAAGUGCCAAAUCUAAAUGCCUGUUUUUGUGAAUUCCAUACAGAAAGCAAUAAAUACUUAAAAGCAACUGUUGACGCAGGCUUUUGUAUCCGCAGUUCUUUAGUUCUACUGCUACAUGUCUAAUUAUGAGAAACAGUUACAUUUUUUUAAUUGUAUAUAUUAAAUAUAAGCAAUUUUUCACAUAUGCAGGGUCUGUUAGUCUUACCCAUGCAUCCUCAGUGCUCUCAGAAAUUAUUUUUGAUAAUCUUUAAUCUUUAGAUAAUCUGAGACAGAGAUUUCAUGAAUUAGCAAAGAUCUAUCACUGCUUCUUUCUUUUUUUGGAAUGAUGGGAUCAUAUUGAGACUGCUUCCUGUAAAUGCAAAUGGAUUGUUUAAAUCUAGCACUAAUAAAUAUAUGUAGGUGAAAAUAAUUUAAAACAUUCUUAAAUUUGCUUAUGUAUUAUAAACUCAGAUUAUCUAUAUUUCAAAAUAAUUUUUUGUUUGAAAUUAUUUAUUCUUCAUAACUUGUUUUUCAUGAAAUGUACAUUUGUUUGACAUCUUAGUAAACGGUGUUUGACUUUGUGAUAGGUGCAGUUUCUGUCGCUGACCUGAGCCUGUACACUGUGAACAGGUGUUCCCUGUUACCUGUCAUGUUCUGAAUACAUUUGGGAAAAUAAUUGUGUUAAUUUUGUUUGAGAAGGAGUUGGUAGGUUUUUUCUAACAGCAAAAACAAUGUUAGAAGCACAAUUAAGUGCUCUGUUGAGUUAAAGACAGCUUUUAAAAAAUCUUUUUAACUCAUGUCUUUUAUCACAAUCCUUAGAGACAUAUUAUUUAUUAGGAAAUAUUCUUGCUUCUUGUAAAUCUUUAGUCAAAGUGCAGUGACUUUUGUCUGACUCUAUACUGCUUCUAACAUACAUAUGUAACAACAUUAUUUGGACUGAAAGCGGGCAGAAAAUAAUAUUAAUAUUACAGCACGUUUCUCUGUUCAGACUUCCCAACCUAGCAAAGACCUACAAUAGACAGCUAGUUUCCGCUAAUAUCAACUAACAGGAAUGUGGAAAAAGGUAUGCAUUUCAUACCAUACCCUUGAGCUACCACUGCUCCUACCACUAAGCUACCACUGAAUUUAAAGUGAGAAGAGUUGUCCUUAUUUAUAUAGAGGAAGCUGUAAAAUUAUUUAAAUGUGAGAUUGACAGAAAGAUGUUCAUUGCUACUGCACACAAAAAUGCGAUUCUACUACCCUCUGAAAAAAACUGUUAAAUGAGUAAAUAAGAAUCUUUUCUCAUUUAAUACAGAUCAAUGAGUUUAGGUCAUAUUACAUCAACCACAAUUACAGUAACCAUAAAAACAGGCAAAUUUGUUUUUUAAUCAAGGCAUUCCAUUAACACAGCGCCUACUCACAAAUUCAUUCAACUAUUGCGUUUGGAUAUAACACUAACCUCAAUGAAUUCAUUUUUUCUCAUGAAUGAGAAGGGAAUGUGAGCUGGAGAGCAGUGAGUCAUAUGGUGAGAAAACAACUCAUGCAGCAAAUGGGAGGAUCUGGAGCAAGAACUCUGCCCUGGAAGGCCUAAAACAUACUCUGCUGAGUCUGGCAGGUCUGAAACAUACUCAGCUGAAUCUGGCAGGUCUGAAUGUGGGUGUCUGAUAUCUGCACAUGUUAAACAUGACUUGGCUAACCGUAUGAUAUGAAUUUUAAUUAUAAGUUCACAUUGAGUUUACAUUACAGAUUUACAGUAUACUUUUACAGAGACAUAUGUUACAUUGUGAUUAGAAUUUUUAUCUUAUAACGUCAAUUUAAAAAACAACUGCACUACCCAU
Messenger RNA from Electrophorus electricus (electric eel), 4513 nucleotides. It is a transcript of the gene pla2g1b, whose product is annotated as phospholipase A2, group IB (pancreas). Gene Ontology annotation, molecular function: phospholipid binding; calcium ion binding. Lineage: Eukaryota; Metazoa; Chordata; Actinopteri; Gymnotiformes; Gymnotidae. The record is from RefSeq and is a predicted model, not a curated record. Gene Ontology annotation, biological process: arachidonate secretion; phospholipid metabolic process; lipid catabolic process.